This is a messenger RNA of Penicillium lagena, 2136 nucleotides long. RefSeq names its product laccase abr2 (gene abr2). The record is from RefSeq and is a predicted model, not a curated record. The annotation marks the transcript as partial. Gene Ontology annotation, molecular function: oxidoreductase activity; copper ion binding. The transcript has 5 exons. NCBI's taxonomy places the organism in Eukaryota, Fungi, Ascomycota, Eurotiomycetes, Eurotiales, Aspergillaceae.
CACUUGGCUUUCCUUGACCCGACCAAGAUCAUCAGCAUCAUGGCACUGCUAAAGAUUUUACUUGCCAUUGCCACACCUGGGCUCAUGCCUUCUUUGGCGUGGGCCAAGCCGGUUUACUUUGACUUGAACCUCACCUGGCAGCAAGGUUCUCCUGAUGGCAACCUGCGGGAAAUGGUCUUCAUGAACGACCAAUUUCCUGGCCCUGAGUUGCGUCUAGAGCAGGGUGAUGAUGUUGAGUUUACCGUUCACAAUAACAUGCCAUUCAACACAACCAUGCAUUUUCACGGCAUCGAGCAGCACAACACCCCAUGGUCUGAUGGUGUACCCGGCCUUACUCAGACACCCAUUCAACCGGGACAGAGUUGGAAAUACAAAUGGACGGCUACUCAGUAUGGAACCUAUUGGUACCAUGCUCAUGCUCGGUCCCAGAUUAUGGAUGGUCUCUAUGGUCCUAUCUGGAUCAACCCGGCUCCCGAUGUACCUCAACCCUUCAGCUUGAUUUCAAGUAACCCCCAGGAUCUUCAAGCUAUGCAGCGAGCAGAGCAAAACCCUCGACUUGUUAUGCUGUCAGACUGGGACCACUUGACCUCUGAGCAAUACCAACAGGUACAAGUGGACAGCCGUCUAAAUGUCAUCUGCGUGGACAGUAUCUUGGUCAACGGCCGUGGAGCUGUGUACUGCCCUGGGACCACGACAAUCUCGAGUCUAGAACUCCCAUACCUAAAGACUUCCAUUGACAACGUGCCACUGUCCGACAAAGGAUGUAUACCCAAUAUAUACGAGACCCAGGGCAACUUCCCGCCUACCUACCCGGACAAGAUCCCCGCAGGUUUAAACUCAGGAUGCAGACCCACCGAGGGCCUACACGAGAUUAUUGAAGUUGAUCCGGCCGAAGGCUGGGUCAGUCUGAAGUUCAUCAGCGCGGCUGCAUUGAAGUCUUUCAUUUUCUCCAUUGACGAGCAUCCUAUGUAUAUCUAUGAAGUCGACGGCAGCUAUAUUGAACCACUACUUGCCGAAAGUGCGUCCAUCUAUAAUGGUGAACGAUACGCCGCUAUGAUCAAGCUCGACAAGGCUCCCAAGGAUUACACGAUCCGAAUCCCCGGCAACCAGGGUGACCAGAUUAUCUCCGGCUUUGCUACUCUGCGAUACAAGGGUUCCCAAGACACCACACCGUCUCAAGCUUACGUGGACUAUGGUGGAAGAAACACCUCUGCUUCUGUUAUACCUUUGGAUCCGAAAGAAAUGAAGCCCUAUCCCGCCGCCACUAUUCCCCAGUAUGCCGAUCAGCUGAUAAAUCUUACCCUUGGCCGCUGGGGCUCGACCUAUACGUGGACAUCCUCUGGUGGCGGACUGUAUGACAUGAUGGCCAAUUGGGAUGACCCGAUCCUCUACAACCUGGAUGCCAGGAAUAAUUUAGAGGAACAGGUCGUCAUCCAAACCAUAAACGGAACCUGGGUCGAUGUUCUGCUGCAGCUCGGUGAAAUGCCCAACACACCAGCAAUCCAGGCCCCUCACGUCAUGCACAAGCACUCCAACAAGGCCUAUAUUCUAGGCGUUGGCCCGGGGAUCUUCAACUGGUCUAGCACUGAAGAAGCUUCUGCCGAGCGUCCUGACCUUUUCCACAUGGAAAACCCUCAAAUGAGGGAUACUUUCGUUGCGCAAGGCCCUGCUGGCCCAACAUGGAUGAUGCUGCGAUAUCAUGUGAUUAACCCGGGACCCUUUCUUUUCCACUGCCACAUUGAAACACAUAUGGCUAAUGGAAUGGCGGUUGCUAUCCUCGAUGGCAUUGAUGAGUGGCCCCAGGCACCUCCCGGGGCCGACAUCGGCUACCAGGGCCAAAGUAGUGAGCAGGCACAACCCGGCCCGUAUGGUCAAUAUGGGCAAUCGGGUCCCCAAGGGCAAGAAUCCGGUUAUUCUGGCCCUGGCGGCUUUCCAGAUAACGUGGGGUUGGAUAACAUGAAUGGAUGGUCCCGAAAGCCUCUUGAGACUGGCGAAAACCAUCAGGGAUCCCGAGGCUACGAUGGAGACGGGGUCACCACAGGCACUGGAAAUCAAGAUUCCCCUGAAGGUAAACUGGAGACUUCGCGAUCUCAGGAGCCAAGAUAUCCACAGGGUUGUGAGGAAUACCAGUGGUAA